Molecule: messenger RNA, 1713 nt
Organism: Nylanderia fulva
Lineage: Eukaryota; Metazoa; Arthropoda; Insecta; Hymenoptera; Formicidae
Product: ubiquinol-cytochrome c reductase complex assembly factor 2
Biological process (GO): mitochondrial respiratory chain complex III assembly
Cellular component (GO): mitochondrial matrix
Source: RefSeq, a predicted model, not a curated record
AGAUUUCUUUAUUAUUUAGCUAGUCACACGUGUUGUCUCAUUCAGAAAUCAUCUAAUAUAAAUUGAUCAAGAAAGCAGAGGAAUUUAAAAUAUUAAAUUUAUCUGCAAUUAUUACACACGAUUGCUUGAUAAAGAAGGUGAAAAUUUUCUUAUCGAGUUAUAAUUUGAAUCAUGUUUCGUAUUUUGAGUUUCUGUGAACAUCGUCAUGGCUGGUAAUUACAAAAGUUUUAUGAAAUUAUUGGAAUCGUGGCCACUAGAUAAAUCCAAAGCAGGCAGCGAUUUGGGACAACACAUUCGUGACCAAUUAAAGAUUGCUUUUGCAAAGGGUGACGCAGCUAGUCAACCAAAUCCGGAACAGUGUAAUCGAUAUUAUUCAAGUUUGAAAAGACUUUCAUCAAAUCAUUAUGGACAACUUUAUAAACGUUCCUUAUUAAGUACUGCAAGUGGAUUAAACAGGGAGCAAUGUAACUUGGCUCUGACGCCAGAAAUGUUAGAUUAUCUGAAGGAAGAAGACAAGGGAAUAUUUUACAGAGCUUAUGGAAAGAUCCGAAAUAUUGUAAAAUAUGAUAGGAACUAAGUUUAGAUAUUUUUAGAUAAGUUUAGUAAGAAAGGAUAUUUUAUUAACAAACAACAUAUAUUAUUAGCAAACACAGAUUUACUAUUCUUAGGUAACAUUAGACAAUAUAGUAAUGUCUGCUCUGACAAAUAUUCGCAUAUGCCUAUUAUGGCACAGGAAGUAUUAACAUAUAUGGACUUAGCACCAGGCAGGACAUAUGUAGAUAUGACAUUUGGUGCUGGUGGUCAUACCAUUAAACUUUUAGAACAUUUACCUGAUAUAAAGAUAUUUGCAUUAGACAGAGAUCCUGUAGCUUACAAAUGUGCGCAACAGUUAUCGCAAAAAUAUCCAGGGAAAGUAAUUCCUUUGUUAGGUAGGUUCUCCGAAUUACCACAGUUACUUAAACAAUAUAAUAUUGAGAAAAAUAGCAUAGAUGGUUUCUUGUUUGAUUUUGGUUGUUCACCAAUGCAAGUUGAAGUUGCAAGUAGAGGUUUCUCAUUCACAAAGAAUGGGCCUUUAGAUAUGAGAAUGAAUGCUUGUUUGGAACAACCUACUGCUGCAGACGUGUUAGAUAAAGCGACAGAAGAGGAUUUGGCUCGAAUUAUAAAAGUUUAUGGACAAGAAAAGUAUGCUAAGAAAAUUGCGCGUGCUGUUAUUGAAGCUAGAUAUAUGUUUAGAAAAUUAGAAACAACACAGGAAUUGGUUCAAUUGGUUGAAUCUGUUGUAGGUGAUGAAAUUUGGAAGGAUGAUCUUUGUAAAUAUUCACAAAGUACUGCAAAAACAUUUCAAGCGCUUAGAAUUUUUGUCAAUAAUGAAUUAAAUGAAAUCAAUUAUGGUAUACUUCUUGCGAAUAUAUACUUGAAAUUGUCUGGUCGUUUAAUAACUAUUUCUUCUAAUAUGCUUGAAGAUAUUAUAGUCAAAAGACAUCUGUCUGGAAAUAUAACAGAUAAUGUCGCUAAUACUAUAGCAUUAAAGUAUGCGAAUUAUGGUAAAGUGUUUGAUAGGGAUGAAUGUGAAAUAUUGACAGAAACACCAUGGAAAAUGAUGCAUAAGCAUGUUCUAACACCUACAAUUGAGGAAAUUAAAAACCCGAGAUUACGAUCGAUGAAAUUGCGUGCCAUUAUGAAAGUGAAAUAAAUCUGUUUUAUGGAUUAAAA